Messenger RNA from Linepithema humile (Argentine ant), 1397 nucleotides. RefSeq names its product TATA box binding protein-related factor 2 (gene Trf2). Gene Ontology annotation, biological process: DNA-templated transcription initiation. The record is from RefSeq and is a predicted model, not a curated record. Gene Ontology annotation, molecular function: DNA binding; general transcription initiation factor activity. NCBI's taxonomy places the organism in Eukaryota, Metazoa, Arthropoda, Insecta, Hymenoptera, Formicidae.
UCCAUGGCCAUCGGUUGCUCGCUCGGGUUGCCAGUAGUCGCCAGUCUAGCGAAUAUGGCUGAGAACAAUGACAAUGGUUAUUGAGCUAACUUUGCGUUCUGCUUGCACUUGUCAACAAAGAGAUUAUCUUUGACUCGGGAUUAACUGCGGCACUCGGCAUAGCACACACGUGGACAAAAUAUUAUGGCAACUGCUAUUCAAGAGAAUGGCAUGAAACCGUUAACCAAUAAAUCGUUGAAUCAUGUAGAAAAUGUUAACAACUUGGACAAUGCUAACGCAUGUCCAGGAGAGAAACAUGAUAGAUUAUUUGAUGGACAACUUCAGCCUUACAUGAAUCAUGCUGAAGAGCCUGAAAUUGAAGACGGCCCAGAACUCGACAUUGUUAUUAACAAUGUAGUCUGCAGCUUUAGUGUAAGGUGUCACUUAAAUUUACGAGAAAUAGCACUUCAUGGAUCCAAUGUUGAAUAUAAAAGAGAAAAUGGGAUGAUAACAAUGAAAUUAAGGAGACCAUAUACUACAGCAUCUAUAUGGUCAUCCGGCAAAGUAACUUGUACUGGUGCAACCAGUGAAAUUCAAGCAAAGGUUGCAGCACGCAGAUUUGCUCGCUCUCUUCAAAAACUUGGAUUUAAAGUGAGAUUCAAUAAUUAUAGGGUGGUUAAUGUACUAGGCACUUGUAGUAUGCCAUUUGACAUCAAGAUCACAUCAUUUUCCUUAUUUCACAAAGAAAAUGCAGAUUACGAACCAGAAUUACAUCCUGGUGUUACGUACAAGUUAAAAAAUCCAAAAGCUACUCUAAAGAUAUUUUCCACAGGAAGUGUGACUGUAACAGCUCCCAGUGUUGCUGCAGUCCAAGCGGCAAUAGAACAUAUUUAUCCACUAGUCUACGAGUUCCGCAAGGAACGAAUACCAGGGGACGAAGUUGCGUUAGCAACAGACAAACGCAAGCUAGACUCGAGCAAAAGAAAUCGGGAUGAGUUCCUAGAAGACGAGCCGGAUCACUCAUUUGAAAGUAUGAUCUCCGACGCAGAUGUUGUAUUUGAUGGAGCGGAGAGUGACGGCAGUUGGAACUGAUCUGUUUUAUUUUAUCACUUUACUGUUAACUGUGAAACUGUUGUCUAUAUCUCGUUUUUUCGAUAAUAGAUACGUACUGCUCUAUGUACAAAAGUGUUAUUGCUAAAAGUGAAGUGAAGCGCGUAAAAUCGUUUUCCUAGUGCAAGGACAAAGUGUGCGAGCGUAGGGACAAAAAAAUAGAUGCGUAUAUGCACUUAAGCGUAUGGAUAUACACAGAAACAUAAUUAUCAAGUGUAAUACACAUCAAACGAACUGAUCAUCAUUCAAAUGAUGUCCUGAAUAGUUACUUCUAUUAGCAAUAUAAAGUUAUAAAUAUAAAUAUAAAU